Molecule: messenger RNA, 778 nt
Organism: Centruroides sculpturatus (bark scorpion)
Lineage: Eukaryota; Metazoa; Arthropoda; Arachnida; Scorpiones; Buthidae
Product: WD repeat and FYVE domain-containing protein 3-like
Exons: 6
Source: RefSeq, a predicted model, not a curated record
ACAAUAAAUCAAAAAUCUUUCAGGACUCUUCACUAGAGAUUCUCAUGAGGUGCUAGAUUUCAUAAUCAAACUAAUCACACAAGUCAGGAGAAGAGGGCUCAGUGUAUCAUUAGAUAGUAUUUAUCAUAGUUUAAAUAGAACUAUUUUGUAUCAGUUAUCUCGGCCAGCUGAUUCUGUUGUUGAACAGAUGGCUAUAUUAGAGAGUCUACAGAAAAUAAUUUCACAUCGAAAUAUCAUCUUAGCUGCAAAUAAUACUGAAGUAGAAUUUUUUGGGUGCCUCUGUUAUUGUCUUUUACAAUUGACAGAAGAUUUACAAAUUAGAGAUCUUAAUAGAAGGACAACAUGGCAUGUAAGUGUCAGUUCUUAUUCAUCAAAAGAACCAGAAUUCCAAAUCCAGUCACCACAAACCUCAUUACAAGAAGGUGCUCAAUUAGUUGCCGGUGCGGCUCGUAGAGUGUGGGGAGAACUUUAUAUGUCAAAAAGACAGAUAUUAGAAGAUGUGAGUAAAGUUGCAUUGAGUGGAUUUGCAGCCCAGGGUAGUAAUCAAACUCCAGACAUUCAAUUGCUACGUAUAGUAUUAAGUGAACCAACUAGUCGUAUAUGGGUUUCAUUUUUGGAGGGUGAAAGAAAGUGUGGUUAUACUAAAGACACUUGGCAACUUCAGAGUCAAUUACAAACAAAACUACAAAAGAUGACAGGUGGACUCAGUAGAUUAGCCAGCAGGAAAAUAAAAAGAGAACAAGUGGUGCGAAUGCCUUUAAGCAACAUUUCUCUUCCU